UUUAUCGCAGGGAAAUAGAUAAAAUUAAGGUUAAAAGAGAAUCUGACAAUUAUGAGCCUUUUAAGGAAGGAAAAAUUUUUAAAGAAAAGUGGAGUUAUUCGCCUUCUAAAUUACCCCAAUUUCAGUCUAGUUGUUUUAAAAAUAAUUAUUUAAUACAACAAAAAUGCAAUCUCAACAACAAAAAGUAGGAAUGGGAAUACCUGCUGAUCGUUCUGCUCGUUCAAUUUUUGUUGGAAAUAUUUCUUAUGAUGUUAAUGAAGAGGAAAUUAAAAAAAUAUUUUCUGCGUGUGGACAAAUCAUUGGUUUUCGUUUAAUGUAUGAUAGAGACACGGGAAGGCCUAAAGGUUUUGGUUUUUGUGAAUUUACGGAUGUUCAACAUGCUGAGGCUGCUAUACGGAAUUUUAAUGGUUAUGAAUUACACGGAAGACAGUUGAGGGUGGAUUCGGCGACGGGAAAUGAAUCUGAGGUUUUUUUGAAAAUUAAUUUUUGGGCGAAAGGCUAUCGAGCAGAAUUGAACCUGCGAGCUUCUGACCCGUACAAUAAAUUUGGGAUUGAAUUAUUGAUUUGGUUAACCAUUAGAGAUCGGUAUUUUUGA
This is a messenger RNA of Meloidogyne enterolobii, 595 nucleotides long. The record is from the annotation of a GenBank genome assembly. Lineage: Eukaryota; Metazoa; Nematoda; Chromadorea; Rhabditida; Meloidogynidae.